UCUCGUUCCGACCGCCGCUGGCUAACCACAAGUGUCUUUUGCAAUUCCAGUGAAAUGACGCAGUGUGUUGGUUAGCGGAUUUCCUUCUCUUUCCAGUUCUGAGACCCAGCGCUGUAUUUUCAGUAAUCGAUCACUCGAGUCCUUGCCUGCCCCUUUGGCUCCUCAAACCACAAAGUGUAAAGAUGUCCGUAGAAGACCUGAAUGAUAAAUUUGUGCCAAUGAUGUCCCGGAAAAGAAGAUCUGAUGAAGACAUCAAUGCUCUGUCUGGGUUGGCACAGAAGUUUCCUGAAGUUAUAAAGCAAUUCUCUUAUGAAGAUCUUCACCAGAUCACCGAGUACUACAAGCCCUACCUGACCUAUGUGAUUGAAUACGACAUCACGAGUAUCCUGCAGAACUUGGCCACCAAGGACAUUCUCACCAACAAAGAGGCCAAGAGAUUCAAAGCCAGAGAAGAGUCUGAGAGGCAAGCAGGUGUGGAGUCCUUCAUCAGCGACAUAAUGAAGAUGGAUGGAGAGAAACUGGUCAGCCUGUGGGAGGCACUGGCUGAAGAACUUGUGAGAUUUCCAUCACCAAACCUGACAAGAAUACUGAAGGAAGUGACAGAGGGGGGCCCGGACCUCCUGGUGGACAUUCGUUCCAGUCUCCAGUCCCCUUUCAUUAACAGACAUAUUAAAGGCCUCUAUGACACACACAAAGCCAGAGUGUCUGAAUCCACAAGGACUCUGGAGGACCAGGCUUCUCUUGGAGAUCCACACACCAGAGCUGUUGGCUUUGAGACUCGAUACACGGAGCUUAUGGUCAUUGAUCAGUUCAAAAGGACCUACAAUGAAAGGCACCAUGAACUCGUAAAGAUCGGGAAGAUUCAUGCGAAGCUGCUGGAGGAGCGGACAAAGGUGAAAUGUGAGCGAAUCUGGACCGAGCAGCUCUUUAAAAGGAAACCAGGAAGCAAGAGCCCCCCCAACAUCAUAGUGGUCAGUGGGGUGGCUGGAAUUGGGAAGACCACCAUGGUCCAGAAGAUCAUGUUUGACUGGGCUAGAGGCAGUCAGUACCAGAGGUUUGCAUUUGUGUUCCUGUUUAAAUUCAGGGAGCUCAACCUGCUGAACACGGAGGACGAGCCCCAGAUGCCCCUCACCAGGCUGAUUGCUAAGCAUUACAAUUACCUUUAUGACGACCGGCUGAACAAAAUCCUGCAGAACCCCGAGUCUCUCCUUUUUAUACUCGAUGGACUGGAUGAGUACAAACACAAACUGGACUUCACUCAGAAAAAACUCUGCUCAGACCCAAACAGCUACUUCCCUGUCCACACCCUGGUCACUAGUUUGGUCAGACAGACGUUACUGAAGGGCUGUUCAGUCCUCAUCACAAGCAGACCAACUGCCCUGGAGUCCCUGGACAUGGAGAGAGUUGAUCGAUUUGCAGAGAUCCUGGGCUUCUUCCCUGAACAAAGGCUGAUGUACUUUAAGAAGUUUUUUGGCAACGCUGAUCUGGGUGCUGAGGCUUUUCGGUAUGUGGAGGAGAAUGACAUGCUGUACACCAUGUGCUUCAACCCCUCGUACUGCUGGAUUAUCUGCUCUGUGCUGAAGAGCCACUUCACGACACCUGAAGAAGAGCAAGGAGCUGCCCCCAGAACUGUCACCGAGCUCUUUGUGAUGUUCCUUUACAACAUCUUGACCAAUCACAGGCGAGAAGUCGAGGACCAGCGAGAAAUUCUGGUCAAACUGGGAAAGAUGGCUUAUCAUGGGGUGUCUAACAGGACUCUUGUUUUUUAUGACAAGUUUGAGAUGUCUACCUUUGAUCUCCAGCCAGUCCUGUCCUCCCCAUUCCUCUCUGGCUUCCUCAAAGAGAUCCUUCAGAGAGAAAGCACCCUGGAGCACACGACGUACACAUUCUACCACCUCACCGUGCAGGAGCUAAUAGCCGCCUGCUCCUUCUACCUUGAUCCAUCAGGGAAUGUCGAGGAGCUGCUUGAGAAGCUGGCCUCCUGCAAAGAUGGACGGUUUGAGAUUCUCACCCUAUUCAUGGCAGGACUGGCCACACCUUCUACAUUUAAAAGACUGGGGGGUGUCCUGGGGGAGUUGGAGAGGAAGACGGCAAAGCGGAUACUGGAGUGGAUGAAGCAGAAGGCUGAACUUGUGCUACGGGGGCAAGAUAAAAGUGAAGCUCUGCGAGUGUGUCAGUGGCUCUACGAGACUCAGAAUAAGAAGUUAAUCCAAGAUGCCUUUGGUAAGUAUCUACAGAUGAACUUCAGUAACACGACGUUAUCUCCUCUGGACUGUGCCGUGCUGGGCUCUGUCAUCAGCUGCUGCGGAGAACUUAAGGAGCUCAACCUGUCGCACACACAUCUGACCACAGAGUGCAUCAGGAGGCUGGCGCCGGGACUCAGCUGCUGUAGUAGUGUCACACUGGUCUCCUGUAAUCUCACCUCUGAAUGUUCCACGAUUCUGUCGUCGGCCAUCUCUGCUCCAGACUCACGGCUGGUUCAAGUGCAGCUGGGCUACAAUAACCUGGGAGACUACAUGGUGCAGCAGCUGUGUGAGGGGCUGAAGAGCAACAACUUCAAACUGAAGGAACUGAGCCUCCAGGGUUGUUGUCUCACAUCCAGAAGUUGCUCCGUUCUCUCCUCGGCUCUCUCUGCUCCAAACUCACAAGUGACCGAGCUGGAGCUUAGAAAAAACAACCUGGAAGACUCAGGAGUACGUCAGCUGUGCGAGGGGCUGAGGAGUCCGAACUGUAAAUUGGAGAAGCUGGGGUGA
Molecule: messenger RNA, 2753 nt
Organism: Erpetoichthys calabaricus (reedfish)
Lineage: Eukaryota; Metazoa; Chordata; Cladistia; Polypteriformes; Polypteridae
Product: NACHT, LRR and PYD domains-containing protein 3-like
Exons: 8
Coding region: 183-2753 (856 amino acids)
Biological process (GO): positive regulation of inflammatory response
Cellular component (GO): cytoplasm
Molecular function (GO): protein binding
Source: RefSeq, a predicted model, not a curated record